AUGCCCGGACCCCUCGACGAAGACGGUUUCCACUCCAUCGCAUGGGACGACCAGCCUUCUCAACAAUCCACCCUCUCCCACUCGUCCUCUCCAUUUGACGAGGGCUUCGAAUCCAUCCCAUCCCACAAUCCGCAUAUCACCUCCGCGUCUUCCGAGGGCUGGUCUCACGCCUCUCAAGACGACGCAGGAGACUUUGAAGGGGACGGGGAUGAUACUAUCACUCUGCCGAGGAAGGAACGCGCAGCGGAAGGUGGGGAAGGGGUGGAUGCGAACAAGUGGAACGGGAGGUGGAUGAAGGUGGAUGUGAAGGAACCGUUCAAGGAGCACGAAGGGAGUAAGGACAUGUAUGUGUCGUAUGCUGUCCAUACCCACACCAAUCUCCAGACAUUCAAGAAGCAGCACACCGUGGUGAGGAGGCGAUUCCAGGACUUUGUCUUUCUGCGCGAGCAUCUGGUGAAGGCAUUCCCGGCCUGCGUAGUCCCUCCAAUUCCAGACAAGCACAGGCUGGAAUACAUCAAAGGAGAUCGAUUUUCUGGAGACUUUAUUGAGAAACGUCGACAAGACUUGCAACGCUUUGCCGACCGCAUCGCCAACCAUCCCACCCUCCAGCGUAGUCAGCUCACCAACGACUUUCUCCAGUCCACCGAAUGGACGGUGGCCAAGCAUCACCAUAUCUCCCACCCGCCCCCGGACUCGCAUACCUCUCUGAUUGACUCUGUCUCUGACACAUUCAUCAAUGCCUUCUCCAAAGUACGCAAGCCAGAUGCUAGGUUUUUGGAGAUGACGGAAGAGCUGGAGAGGUUCGAAGAGGGGUUGACGGGAGUGGAUCGGGUUGUUGGAAGAGGGAAAGGGAGGCUUGAUGACCUGGCACAGGAUUAUCUGGAUAUGGCGGCUGCUUACCAAGGUCUCGGAUAUCUCGAGUCUGGUAUCACCGAGCCCCUCAACCGUUUCGCGGAAAAGAUGGUCGACUUCUCAGGUCUUCUGAAGCACACCAACCAAGAAGCAGUCGAGCCCUUCAUCUCUUCUACGCACUCCCUGCUCGCCUACUCGGCAGCCCAUCGCAACAUCAUCAAAGCCCGCGACCAAAAACAACUCGACUUUGAAGAGCUCUCCGCAUACCUGUCUGCCGUCGUAUCGGAACGGGAUCGCCUUGCUGCUCUUUCUUCCGGGCAUGCAGGUGCUCCAGUCGGGCUUGGUACAUACCUCCGUGACCAAGUCGACAAGAUCCGGGGCACCGACGACAUCCACACCCGGCGCGAACGUAUGCGAAAGCUCGACGGCAAGAUCGUAGAGUUGCAAGAGGCGGUGACGCUGGCGCACGAGACGUCGAAUGCGUUCUCGGAGGAGGUGUUGAAGGAGCACAACUAUUACGAGCUGGAUAAGAGGGAAGAGAUGAAGGAGGCGCUGCAAGGGUAUGCGGAUGGACAGGUGGAGAUGUUGCAGGCUGCGAUGGAUGAUUGGGACAGGAUCAUUCCUCUCCUGGAGAGAAUAAGAGUAGACGUGUAA
Molecule: messenger RNA, 1506 nt
Organism: Cryptococcus wingfieldii CBS 7118
Lineage: Eukaryota; Fungi; Basidiomycota; Tremellomycetes; Tremellales; Cryptococcaceae
Product: sorting nexin-4
Exons: 6
Coding region: 1-1506 (501 amino acids)
Biological process (GO): cytoplasm to vacuole targeting by the Cvt pathway; autophagy
Cellular component (GO): phagophore assembly site
Molecular function (GO): phosphatidylinositol binding
Source: RefSeq, a predicted model, not a curated record